AUGUGGCUUAAGGCUUUACCAAAGAAUAAUAAAAAAUGUGUGUGCAAAGUGUGUAACACGGAAAUUUUAUGUGGUAAAAGUGAACUGCUAAAACAUGCAGAAAGUAAAAAACAUUUAAAAAAUAUGUCUGCUGUUAAUUCUAGUUCAAGAAUUUCCUCAUUUUUCUCAACUAACAAUACUCCAAAACAUCAGAAUGCCGUAAAAAGUGCCGAAAUAAGAUUAAGUAUCUUUUUCGCCGAACACAACGUAGCUACGCAUACAAUAUAUCACUUGAUGCCAUUACUUAAAGACAUUUUUCCAGACUCAAAAGUGUGCCAAGACAUACAAUUAGGAAGAACUAAAUGCACAGAAAUUAUAAAAAAUAUUGUUGGAAAUUACGAGACAAAUUUGCUUGUUAAGGAUUUACGUGAUACGUCGUUUUCUGUUCUUGUUGAUGAGACCACCGAUAUUAGUGCAAAAAAAUCCAUGUGUGUUUUAGUCCGCUAUACAAAACAAUUUAAAGUAGUGACACAACUUCUGGAGCUAGUCCAGCUUAAUGCUGCUGACUGCAGUGCGGUUGAACUGUAUAACUUUUUAAAAAACUGUUUUAAUAAACAUGAAAUACCCAUUGCAAAUAUAGUUGGUGUGGCUUCAGAUGGAGCAAAUGUGAUGGUGGGAAAAAACAAUUCUCUUUUUUCACAUUUAAAAAGUGAAGUUCCAGACAUCAUAUUAAUGCGCUGCAUUUGUCAUUCUUCAGCUCUAGUUGCUGGUUGCGCAGAACUACCAUCAUCGGUGGAAAAUUUAAUUAGGAGUAUAUCAACUUAUAUUUCUGGAAGUGCAAAAAGAUGUGCCAUUCUACAAGAAAUACAAGAAUUCAUGCAACUGGAAACUACAAAAAUCCUAAAUUUAUCUACAACACGUUGGCUUAGUCGUCAUGCAUGCAUUGUAAGAAUUUUGGAUAAUUGGGAAGCUAUCAAACAUUUUUUUACUUUGGCAGUAUUUGAAGAUAAAUUAAAGUCGGCAGAAGAUAUUUUAAAUAAGAUGCAAGACAUGCGUUCAAAGGCUUAUUUACUGUUUCUUAAAUAUGCUUUAAAUUUUUUGAAUAGUUUCAAUGCGUUAUUUCAGCCAAGAAAAGUAUUAAUUCAUAAUCUGUUUGAUUCUUCAGAAAAAUUAUUAAAACAAAUUUGUAGUAACUUUUUAAAACCUGAAGUUUACGCUGCUAAUCGUAAUCUUUCCGAAAUUAAUGUAAAGCAUCCUAAUAAUUUUGAACAGUUGCAAAAUAUAAACUUGGGUAUUGAAUGUCAAGAAUUCAUUCGUAACAUGCCUCAAACUGAAAAAAAUUAUAUUUUAAAAAUGUGUUUACAAUUUUACAUCACUGUUGCAGCCCAGAUACAAUCAAGAUUACCACUUAAUAAUAUGUUUUUUAGAAACCUACAAUUUUUAGAUCCCGAAGUAGCAUUUAAUUUUAAUAAUCGAACUAAAUUUAACGUUGAUAUAAAAGAAGUGGCAAAAAUGUAUCCUAAUCACAUUAAUCUUACACAAUUAAGUGUCGAGUGGCAAAAUUUGCCAAAUGCAUUUAAUGAGUUUGAAAUUUUAGAUUUUAAAAAUAUGGCAAUUGAAGAAAUGUGGCUUAAAAUAAUUGAUUCUAAAAAUUUUAACGAUGAAUAUUUAUUUCCCAAUUUAAAACAAAUAAUAAAUAUUGUACUUUCUUUGCCUCAUUUUAACGCUGAGGCUGAAAGAAUAUUUUCUUUGGUUACAGACAUCAAAUCAAAAAAACGUAAUCGAAUAGAUGACGACUUUAUCAAUCCAAACUUAACCUCUACCUCAAAAAAUACUCAAAUGAAAACAAAGUUACAUUCGUUAGGUCUUGUAUGCGAUAAACAAGGUAUAUCUGAUGGAUCAGUUGCUGCGAUUGCUAGUUCAGUAUUAAAAGAUGUAAAAAUAAUUACCACAGAAGGUUCGUCGAAAAUAGACGAAAAUAAAGUGGCAAGAGAGCGAAAUAAAUUUAGAAAUACUCCAAAGAAGGAGUUUUAA
This is a messenger RNA of Psylliodes chrysocephalus, 2013 nucleotides long. NCBI's taxonomy places the organism in Eukaryota, Metazoa, Arthropoda, Insecta, Coleoptera, Chrysomelidae. The record is from the annotation of a GenBank genome assembly.